AUGGAGGGGAGUAGAGUUUUCUUUUUUCUGUCCUUCAAAUUGAAGGAAUUGGUUGGACGAGGAAAUGGUGCUCAGUUGAAGGUAAGGAAGAUAGUAGAUUUACUUGCUUCUAAGAAAAACCUAGUCGUGGCUUUUUAUGGUACCUUUUAUUUUGAACUCAUUCAUUAUGCUGAAUCCUUAUCCCAAAUGGAGCUUCUCAAAGCUAGGUCUGGAGUGGACAUACAGGAAUUCAAUCAAGCACCUACCUUCCUUAAUUGUAUAGAUAGCUGUGAGGAUAAUCUUUGGCUCUUACUGUUUCCCCAGAACUGCAAGAUUUUCAAGCACUAUAUAUAG
Molecule: messenger RNA, 333 nt
Organism: Vicia faba (fava bean)
Lineage: Eukaryota; Viridiplantae; Streptophyta; Magnoliopsida; Fabales; Fabaceae
Source: the annotation of a GenBank genome assembly